AGCGAUGACAGCUCCAGCCAGGAGGACGAGACGCCCCCAGCCAAGAAACCAGCAGGAGCUGUGCCCAAGGCAAAAGCAGUUCCUCCAGCCAAGAAGGCAGAGAGCAGCAGCGAGGACUCCAGUGAUGAUUCAGACUCGGAGGAAGAGAAGCAGCCAGCAAAGAAAGGCGCAAAACCUGUGGUGAAGCCAGCUGGAACCAAAAUCCAGCCUCAGAAGAAAGCAGAGAGUUCCAGCUCUGACUCGAGCAGCUCAGAUGAAGAAGCACCAAAGAAACAGCCUCCAAAACCAGCAACACUUAAGUCAGGAAGUAAAGCUGCCCAGGCAGCCACCAAGGUGGUCAAUGGAAAAGCAGCAAACAGUAGCAGCAGUAGUGAAGAUUCUGAUGAGGAAGAGGCUGCACCAAAGAAGGCUGUUCCCAAGAAAUCACCUCUGCCGAAACCUGCAGCCACUCAAGCGUGUACAGGGAAAAACAAACGUGCCAAGGAAAGUUCCAGUAGUGAGGACUCAUCUGACAGCUCAGAUGAUGAAAAGCCACCUGCAAAACAAAAGCCGAAGUCUGGUCAGUACAGUGCUGUACCACCUCCUCAAGCUACGCAGACAAAGAAGGGCCUUGCCAAGGCUCCUGCAAAAAAGGCUGAGAGCAGUGACUCUUCAGACAGUAGUGAUGAGGCAGAGCAGGUGCCCCCAAAGGGAGGAAUAGGCAAAGCAGUAGUAGCUAAAACAAUCCCUGGCCCCCAAAACAAAACUGUGACUACCAAGAAGGCUGAAUCCAGUUCUGACAGUGACUCAGAUUCUGGCUCUGAAGAUGACAAGAAGAAGGUAAGGAGUAAGCUCCCAGCUAAACAACCUGUGAUAAAGAAUACUUCCAAACUGGCAAAAGUAGCCGUCAAGCCUGGACAAGCAAAGAAAGACUCCAGUUCCUCCUCAGACAGUUCAGAUUCUGACAAGAAGGCCCCUGUGAAGCCCACAACUAAAGCAGCAACCCCUGCAACAAAGAAGUCACAAGCUGCCACAAAGAAAGCGCAAAGUAGCUCCGAUUCAGAUAGCAGCUCCAGCAGCUCUGAGGAUGAGAAGAAGAAGAAAGGCACUCCAGCUAAAUUAGCUGGCAAAGUGGGUAAGCCAGUGUCCAAACCUUCUACCCCAGCUCCCAAAGCAGGCACUUCUGACUCUGAUAGCUCAAGCAGUGAAGAAGAAGAAAAGAAGCCAGCGGUAAAACCAGCCACCAAAACUGCAGGGGCAGCAAAAGCAACUGUGGGGAAGAAGGCAGCUGCUUCUAAUAGUAGUAGCAGCUCAUCUGAUAGUUCCAGCGAAGAGGAUGAGAAGCCCAAAAAGGCAGGGAAGGGGGCACAGAACAAUUCUAAGACCACUGCCUCCAGAGAGAAAUCGAAAGCAUCCACACCAGCAGCAAACAACCUGAAGUCUAAGCCAGCUGGUGGCAGCAGUAGUAGCAGUGAAAGCAGCUCUGAAGAAGAGACUGGAAAAGUCAAUGGAGGCACGAUCAGGAAGAAACAGAAGAGGGAAGAUAUUCAGGAGCCAGAGACGCCACACAGUAAAAAGGCAAAGAUCAAAGCCAAAACACCACACACAGUUCCCAAGGUGAAACAGGUGACCUCUCCAUUCCGCCGCGUAAGGGAAGAAGAGAUUGAGCUGGAUGCCCGAGUUGCUGAUAACUCAUUUGAAGCAAAGAAAGGAGCAGCUGGUGACUGGGGUGAGAAGGCUAACAAUAUCCUGAAAUUCACUAAAGGCAAAUCUUUCCGCCAUGAGAAGACAAAGAAAAAACGAGGCAGCUACCGUGGGGGCACUAUAUCGACCCAAGUCAAUUCCGUCAAGUUUGAAAGUGACUGA
Fulmarus glacialis (Northern fulmar) is the source of this 1845-nucleotide messenger RNA. It is a transcript of the gene NOLC1, whose product is annotated as nucleolar and coiled-body phosphoprotein 1. The annotation marks the transcript as partial. Lineage: Eukaryota; Metazoa; Chordata; Aves; Procellariiformes; Procellariidae. The transcript has 12 exons. The record is from RefSeq and is a predicted model, not a curated record. Gene Ontology annotation, cellular component: nucleoplasm; nucleolus.